UAGAAACUGAGCGUUUGUAAAUAUUAUUGUUAUCGAGAAUGUGUCAGUAGAAGAAAAUUAGUGUACUGUUUGUGUAUUGUGAAUGUCAGUCCGUAUAAUGGAUUCUAUGGAGUCUGUUGUGAUGUAAAUGUUGAAUAGUUGUAUUGCCUUGCAGUAACGAGGAAUUUGACUAAAUUCAUAACCUUCGGUGACAUUUGCGCUGUAGCUCCUCACUACAUGUUUCGAUGGAUGCAAUGUGCGAGGAAAUAGACGCUCUUAUUUCCGAAAACAACGCAUUGGUUUCUCAAACAAAAGCAGAUGACCUCAAUACGAGGUCACCGAGAUUGCACCCAUUGGAAUGGAAGAACGGCAGCCUAUGACACCCACCACUCUGCUUGCAGCAACACAUCAAGGUGCUGUUGAUGCCACACGCACUCACAAGGAGAUCAAUGCUUAUGCCAAGCUAGAUCAAAUAUUGGAAUCUAUUAAUUUGAAUAAGGAUGAUGAUGUGAGGCCUGAAUAGACCACUCACACAGAUGGGGAUGUUACUACCAAGCUGGGUAAAAUAUUGAAAGCCAUUACUCCAAAUGAUGCCACCCCUGUUCACAUUGAGAUCGAUAUUUAUGCAAAGAUGGAUAAAUAUUAAAAUCCAAUUUUCUGAUUAUCAUUCUGAAUGAUGGAAAUCCCUAUGUGGCUAACCAAUGCCAAUGAUUUUCCAUAUUAACAUGGAUUUAGAAAGCAUCACUCUUGUGAAACUCAGCUUGCCCUUUUCUGGCGUGGAUGAAUGGUAACAGGAAGAUACCACAUUCCUAGAUUUCUGGAAAGCAUUUGGCACGGUACCCCAGUGUAGACUGUUAAUGAAGGAAAAAUAUAGCCAUGUUAUUACUGAACGGCAGGAAAUAAACUUGAAAUUAAAUGGUUUCCUAUGUUUGCUGGACAGAUUAAAGGUCCACGAGAGAACCCAGAAUAAGGAAGAAGUAACUAAAGAAUACCUUGACUUAAAGUUAGGGGUGAUGUGCAAUAUCUUGUGGCUAUGCUGGACAUACAACAAAUUUUACGAACUGUAUGAUUCUGUUCUUUUGACCAAAAUUGAUGAAAAUUUGAAGAUGGUAUUGUUGUCUAGCAUAGGGAUGCUUGGUGAGAUUAAAGUAUGGCCUGAUGCUUUAAAUGGAAGAAAUACAUUUAUUAUCAGUUACAUGGAACUUGUUCUGGAGAAAAUAUUGUCAUUACCAGUCAUUCAUGCCAGGAAGGUACUGCAACUGUGCAUACUAAGUGUUUUGUAUAUUUUGAAAUUUGAUCCAGGAGAUGAUCUAUUAGAAAAAUGCAUUAAUUUGGUUACUACUUCAUGGAACAUAUCAAAAAAACUUUCAGAAAAAGCUCAUUGUUCAUUGGGGUCUGAUCCCAAGGAGACAAAGGUAAUUGGGACUGAUGACAAGAAGAAACUACCUAUUUCACAAUUUGAUUUUCUCCAGUGUGCUGCUCAUCACCAGAGUUUCUGUACAGUUUUAAGUGAGACCUUACAAGUCCUACGGAACUUGUGUUGCACUAAACUGAAAAACAGAGAGAAUGCUGUGGCCUUCUUAACAUUGCCUGUUGAAAAUAUGACUUAUUUCCACUACAUCAAUUUAUAUGUAAGAGCAUUUGCAUUUAUCUGCCAGGCAGAACUGAAGCAGAGUUCAGUUCAGUUAUGGGCCAUUACCCAGUUGAAUUUAGAUGAUUGCCAGAAAGCGGCAGUUCACAUCCUGCAUGGCUACUACUUACAGAACAGUGGAUUUUACUCAUCUGCCCAUAAGCAAUAUGUCAAAUCAAUAGAAAGUGCCUGGAUGAUGAUAGCUCUUCAACUUCUCUGUUCUAAUUACAGUUUUCUCAUAACAGAAAUUAAAGACAAGAUUGGAAGCAGCCCCUCAGGAUUCUUAGAUUGUUACAUUCAACUGUUAAAAACAUCAAAAAGUGCUUUGCGUGGAAGUUGGAUAAGUUCAACGAAACAUAAUGUGAACUUUGAAUUCACAGUUAUCAGUUAUUUGUAUGAAGAUCCGAAGUUUUCAGAGUAUUCCCUACAGUAUGAUUUGGCCAGGGCCUACACAAAGUGUCAGAAUUAUCUGUCUGCAUCGGAAGAGUACAUGUCAUUGCUUGGAAGUAUCUUGACAAAGGAUUAUAAUGCCAGUGGACUCUCACAGAAACAAGAUAUUUUUACAAAUAUUCGUUUGAUCAUCCAUGAUGCAAUAUUAGUGCAUAUGAAGAGUUCACAGUUGGAGACUGCGCUCUUAUUAUGCAGGCUGUGCACAGAUCAGAAAUCGGUCCCUGCCACAAGAGUAGAAUCUGCAGAAGCUUUUAUACUGCGUAUGAAAGAUGAUGUCAUUGCAAUGAUGCUGACUGCAGAAGUCUACAUGGUUAUGGGGAAAACUAAUGAAGCGAAGGACAUCUUGAUGAGGUCCAUGGAGGCUGUAGUUGGAUGCAUACUGAAUCUAACGAGCAGUAGAGAUGCAGAUUGUUAUAAACUGAAAGCAAAUGAACUUCUUAAUGGAUUAUUAGCAAAAGUUUAUCUACAGAUUGCUGAAUGUUAUUUACAAAAUCAUUUGAUGAUAGAAGCUUCUUGUUUUCUACAGCGAUCACUGGAAAUAAAACCAGGGCAUCCAGAGGCUGUUAUGCUGUAUCAAAAAAUGCAAACUGGAUCUGUGGGUCAUGUUUCCCACCCAGUGAGUGAUUCAGAGGAAAGCAUGAAUCUUCUGCCAGAAGACUGCAAGAGUACAGCUUUAAUGUAUCUUCUCAAAGGAAAGCAUUACUCAAAAUUUUUUUGAAGUUAUGGUUCUUGGUACAGGACAUUGUUAUCACCAUCUUUCAGUACCCUGAGUAAACAUGUCAUUAUUUUGAAUGUCCUGAAAUUUCUUGUCUGUAAUUGUAAUCUGACAAAAAUGAAUGAAAAAACCGAAAUUUGCCUGCUCAUAUAGAGACUUGAGUUUAUUGCAGGACUAUGAAAUUGUAUCAAGGCUAUAGAGUGAUACAGACUGAAUUAUGUACUGCAUGAAAUACAGAUAAUGCUCAGAUUUUAAAGUAUAUCCUAAAUAUGCAUGUGUAAGUUAUGGGCAAUGUCCAUUUUGAAGACUACAAUGUUUAAAUGUGUGUCACAUAUGAAAUUAUGCAGUCUUGUACUGUAA
Schistocerca americana (American grasshopper) is the source of this 3134-nucleotide messenger RNA. RefSeq lists its product as uncharacterized. The transcript is spliced from 11 exons. Gene Ontology annotation, molecular function: protein binding. Lineage: Eukaryota; Metazoa; Arthropoda; Insecta; Orthoptera; Acrididae. Bases 837 to 2777 code for a protein of 646 amino acids. The record is from RefSeq and is a predicted model, not a curated record.